CUGCAAUUAAUUCCCUGAAUAGACUUAUUGGUAGGGUUUAUGGUUUGGGAUGUGGUAACUUAAACCUAUCUCUGAAUUCACCUCCGCGUCUCAUCCGCCAACUUCAGUUCACGGGACGAUUGAUACUAAUUCAUGGGGGCGAUUGAUUUCUGCAAUACUUCAUCAAUUUGCAUUGCCAGGUCCAGACCCUGCCGCGGAAUUGAAGCAAAUUGGAGGAGGAGAAUCGCCGUCAUGGCAUCUUCUUCUGUGCCGGUCAAGGAGGAGAGUCAGCCAAGACAAGUUGUCGAUGGGGCUUCUUUUAUCCGUCCCCAUCUCCGGACUCUCAAGCCCUAUCAGCCCAUUUUGCCUUUCGAGGUAUUAUCUGCUCGACUUGGCAGGAAGCCUGAGGAUAUUAUAAAAUUAGAUGCCAAUGAGAACCCGUAUGGUCCGCCUCCUGAGGUAUUAGAGGCUUUGGGGUCUAUAGAAUUCCCCUAUAUUUAUCCCGAUCCUGAAAGUCGUAGAUUGCGUGCUGCACUUUCUGAAGAUUCUGGACUUGAAUCUGAGUAUAUUCUUGCUGGGUGUGGUGCAGAUGAACUGAUUGAUUUGAUAAUGCGGUGUGUAUUGGAUCCUGGAGAAAAAAUUGUUGACUGUCCACCAACAUUUACAAUGUAUGAAUUUGAUGCGGCUGUAAAUGGGGCACAUGUUAUCAAGGUACCUCGAAACCCAGACUUUAGCUUGGAUGUGGAAAGGAUUGCUGAAGUUGUUGAGAAGGAAAAACCAAAAUGCAUAUUUCUGACAUCCCCUAAUAACCCAGAUGGGAGUAUAAUCAAUGAUACAGAUCUACAGAAAAUACUUAAUAUGCCAAUAUUGGUUGUACUUGACGAAGCAUACAUUGAAUUUUCGGAAAUUGGGUCUAAGAUGACAUGGGUGAAGAAGCAUGAAAAUCUCAUUGUUCUACGGACAUUCAGCAAAAGAGCUGGUCUAGCUGGACUCCGUGUCGGAUAUGGAGCAUUUCCUCGGAGCAUUAUUGAGUACCUUUGGAGAGCAAAGCAACCAUAUAAUGUAUCUGUUGCUGCUGAGAUUGCUGCAUGUACCGCAUUACAGAAUCCUGACUAUCUCGAGAAAGUUAAAGUUGCACUUGUACAGGAGCGGGAAAGGCUCUAUAAUCUCUUGAAAGAAGUACCAUUUCUUAACCCGUAUCCAAGCCACUCUAAUUUCAUUCUUUGCAAGGUUGCAUCUACAAUGGAUGCUAAAAAAUUAAAGGAAGAUCUUGCAUUGAUGGGCGUGAUGAUUCGUCACUAUGAUAACAAGGAACUACGGGGCUUUGUUCGUGUCUCUGUUGGAAAACCCGAGCACACCGAUGUUCUGAUGAAGGGCCUAAAGCACUUCUAUUGAUCUCGGAAGGUAUUGAAGAUACAAAACGCACCUCCUCCCUGGCUACUAAGGCAAUCCCGGCAAACUGGUGAAUUUAACACUUGGUAGCCUCAUUGUAAGCCCAUUUGUAUUUGUACUUUUAUUUGAGAUAAUAGAGUUACAUUGGUGGACAUUUGCACACAAAUAAUAUUGUGAACCAGAGUUACGUUGCAAUGUAACUGUUUAUACGUGCAUUUGGUGCUAUUUUCAAGUUUUUACUCAAU
Ipomoea nil (Japanese morning glory) is the source of this 1616-nucleotide messenger RNA. Its product is annotated as histidinol-phosphate aminotransferase, chloroplastic-like. Gene Ontology annotation, molecular function: L-histidinol-phosphate:2-oxoglutarate transaminase activity; pyridoxal phosphate binding. Gene Ontology annotation, biological process: L-histidine biosynthetic process. The record is from RefSeq and is a predicted model, not a curated record. The transcript has 10 exons. Bases 133 to 1374 code for a protein of 413 amino acids. Lineage: Eukaryota; Viridiplantae; Streptophyta; Magnoliopsida; Solanales; Convolvulaceae.